This is a messenger RNA of Xiphophorus hellerii (green swordtail), 4164 nucleotides long. RefSeq names its product muscle M-line assembly protein unc-89-like. The transcript has 15 exons. The coding region runs from base 106 to 4035 and encodes 1309 amino acids. The record is from RefSeq and is a predicted model, not a curated record. Gene Ontology annotation, cellular component: external side of plasma membrane. Gene Ontology annotation, biological process: negative regulation of T cell proliferation; cell surface receptor signaling pathway; cellular response to lipopolysaccharide. Lineage: Eukaryota; Metazoa; Chordata; Actinopteri; Cyprinodontiformes; Poeciliidae.
AAGAAGAAGAAUGAGCUGAAGGGAGGGCUCCCUCGUCUGGCUCAGACCGUUACAGCCCCACCCUUUUCCGCCUCUGCAGAUCUCUGUCGCAGCGCUAAACGUCGCAUGAAUCUAUAUUUCGGACGGAGAGAUCGACUCAACCAGGAAAUGGCUUCUUCUCUUCCUGCGUCUCUGUUCCUGCUGUCUGUGGUUUUCUGCCAGUUUGUUUCUGCUGCAGAUCAGAACAACGUGAAAAUCAAAGCUACACCUGGAGAGAACGUCAUUCUGCCAUGUGAAGCUCCUGACCAGAAGCAGAUUGUAGCCGCAGAGUGGAGCAGAACUGAUCUGGAGUCAGGAUUUGUCCUCCUGUACAGAGAUUCACAGUUUGAUCUAAUAAACCAGAAUCCAUCUUACAGGAACCGGGUUGAUCUGCUGGUUGGUCAGAUACAGAAAGGAGACUUUUCUUUGAUUCUGAAGAACACAACGACUGAUGACAGCGGAACGUAUGAAUGUGACGUCGUUAAAUCGGACCUUAUGAAGAAACGGAUCAGCUCCGUCAGCCUGGUUGUAACAGAACCGUUUCCAACCUGGGCCACAGUUCUACUGGUUCUACUGGUUCUACUGGUUCUGGCUCAGGUUGCUGCUGCAAUUUAUUACUUGUUCCUUUGGAGACCAGCCUCAGAACCGGUGGAGGUGGAAUCAGGAGAGGAGUUUGUCCUGCUGCCCUUUAAAGUCCCACGCUGCCUGUGGUUCUGUAAAUACAGAAUCUUCCAGCGUGUGGAUAAAGUGGAGUGGAAGGACGAAUACAACAGGACGGUCCAUGUGUAUCAGAAUGGUUCUGAUCAGCCUGGAGAACAGAACCUGAAAUACAGAACCAGAACCAAGAUGGAUGAAAACCUGCUGAAGACUGGAGACCUCAGUCUGACUCUGAGACGGCCCAGUGAUGAAGACGAGGACACCUUCACCUGCAGAGUUUAUAACAGGAAGGGAGACGUCCUGAUGAUGAAAGACGUCAGGCUAAAGGUCAAAGCCCUACAGGUGAUGGUGGAAACAGGGGAGGAGUCUGUCCUGCUGCCCUGCAGAACCACAGAGAAUCUGGAUGGAGACGUUAAGGUGGAGUGGAAGGAUGGAGGCAACAGGACGGUCCAUGUGUAUCAGAACGGUUCUGAUCAGCCUGGAGAACAGGACGAGUUCUACAAAACCAGAACCAAGAUGGAUGAAAACCUGCUGAAGAAUAAAAACCUCAGUCUGACUCUGAGUCGGCCCACUAGGAGAGACGGAGGGAUCUACACCUGCAGAGUCUACAGAGGCGGAGACAAGCUGAUGAUGAAACAAAUUAAUCUCCAGGUCAAAGUCCCAGAACGUGUGGAGGUGGAAUCAGGGGUGGAGUCUGUCCUGCUGCCCUGCAGAAUCACAGAGGAUCUGGAUGGAGACGUUAAGGUGGAGUGGAAGGACAAAGACAACAAGACGGUCCAUGUGUAUCAGAACGGUUCUGAUCAGCCUGGAGAACAGGACGAGUUCUACAGAACCAGAACCAAGAUGGAUGAAAACCUGCUGGAGAAUAAAAACCUCAGUCUGACUCUGAGUCGGCCCCUUCAGAGAGAUGAAGGGACCUUCACCUGCAGAGUCUAUAACAGAGACGGAGACAUCCUGAUGGUGAGACGAAUUUGGCUCAUUGUCAAAGUCCCAGAACGUGUGGAGGUGGAAUCAGGGGUGGAGUCUGUCCUGCUGCCCUGCAGAACCAGAGAGAAUCUGGAUGGAGACGUUAAGGUGGAGUGGAAGGGCAAAUACAACAAGACGGUCCAUGUGUAUCAGAACGGUUCUGAUCAGCCUGGAGAACAGAACCUGAUCUACAAAGACAGAACCAAGAUGGAUGAAAACCUGCUGAAGAAGAAAGACCUCAGUCUGACUCUGAAAUGGCCCACUGGUGGAGACAGAGGGACCUACACCUGCAGAGUCUACAACAGGAAGGGAGAAAAACUGAUGGAGAAAGACGUCAGGCUACAGGUCACAGUCCUACAGAUGGAGGUGGAAACAGGGGCGGAGUCUGUCCUGCUGCCCUGGAGAAUCAUAGAGGAUCUGGAUGGAGACGUUAAGGUGGAGUGGAAGGACAAAGACGACAGGACGGUCCAUGUGUAUCCGAACGGUUCUGAUCAGCCUGGAGAACAGGACGAGUUCUACAGAACCAGAACCAAGAUGGAUGAAAACCUGCUGAAGACUAAAGACCUCAGUCUGACUCUGAAAUGGCCCACUAGGAGAGACGAAGGGAUCUACACCUGCUGUGUCUCCAAGAGAGACGGAGACAUGCUGAUGAAGAAACAAAUUCAUCUCUGGGUCAAAGUCCAACAGGUGGAGGUGGAAUCAGGGGAGGAGUCUGUCCUGCUGCCCUGGAGAACCAGAGAGAGUCUGGGUGGAGACGUUAAGGUGGAGUGGAGGGACAGCAGAGGCAGGACGGUCCAUGUGUAUCAGGACGGUUCUGAUCAGCAUGGAGAACAGAACCAGAUCUACAGAACCAGAACCAAGAUGGAUGAAAACCUGCUGAAGAAUAAAGACCUCAGUCUGACUCUGAGACGGCCCACUGGGAGAGACGGAGGAACCUACACCUGCAGAGUCUACAGCUGGAAGGAAGAAAAACUGAUGGAGAAAAAAGUUUUUCUCCAACUUAAAUACCAACAGGUGGAGGUGGAGGAGGGGGCGGAGUCUGUCCUGCUGCCCUGCAGAACCAGAGAGAGUCUGGAUGGAGACAUUAAGGUGGAGUGGAGGGACAGAGACAACAGGACGGUCCAUGUGUAUCAGAACGGUUCUGAUCAGCCUGGAGAACAGGACCAGAUUUACAGAACCAGAACCAAGAUGGAUGAAAACCUGCUGAAGACUAAAAACCUCAGUCUGACUCUGAGACGACCCACUAGGAGAGGCGGAGGAACCUACACCUGCAGAGUCUACAACAGAGAUGGAGACAUGCUGAUGGAGAAACAAGUUCAGUUGGAGGUCAAAGUCCAACAGUUUCAGGUGGAGGUGGAGGAGGGGGCGGAGUCUGUCCUGCUGCCGUUCAGAGUGACCUCUGACCUGCUGGGAGGAGACAGAGUGGAGUGGUGGGACAGCAGAGGCAGGACGGUCCAUGUGUAUCAGAACGGUUCUGAUCAGCUUACAGAACAGAACCAGUUCUACAGAACCAGAACCAAGAUGGAUGAAAACCUGCUGAAGAAUAAAGACCUCAGUCUGACUCUGAGUCGACCCACUGAGAGAGACGCAGGAGAGUACAGAUGUAAAGUCUGGAGAGACGGAAAAAUACUGAGAAGAAAACGCUUCUUUCUGAAGGUCAAAGUCCCAGAGGUGGAGGUGGAACCAGGGGAGGAGUCUGUCCUGCUGCCCUGCAGAACCACAGAGAAUCUGGAUGGAGACGUUAAGGUGGAGUGGAAGGACGAGUAUGAUGAUGUGGUCCAUGUGUAUCAGAACGGUUCUGAUCAGCCUGAAGAACAGAACCAGAUCUACAGAACCAGAACCAAGAUGGAUGAAAACCUGCUGGAGAAUAAAGACCUCAGUCUGACUCUCAGAUAUCCUGCAGACAGUGGACUCUUCACCUGCAGAGUCUACAGCAGAGAUGGAGAAAUCCUGAUGGAGAAACAAGUUCAGCUGAAGGUCAAAGACCAUCAGGUGGAAUUAGGGGCGGAGUCUGUCCGGCUGCCAUUCACAGUGACCUCUGACCUGCUGGAAGGAGCUACAGUGGUUUGGUGGCACUGCAGUUGCAGGACAGUCCAUGUGUAUCAGAACGGUUCUGAUCAACCUAUAGAACAGAACCAGCUCUACAGAACCAGAACCAAGAUGGAUAAAAAUCCACAGAAGACUGGAGACGUCAGUCUGACUCUGAUCCAGCCCACUGAGAGAGACGCAGGACUUUAUGAAUGUAAAGUCUGGAGAGACGGAAAAAUACUGAGACUCAAAUGGUUCCGUCUGAAGGUCAAAGCAGGGACGGUCCAGGUCCAACAAGAGGACAUCAGAACCAGAACCAGCACCCCUGCUGAAUCAAUUCCUCUGAUGGCUGAUCAAUUAGUCUGAUCAGUUCAUUGAUCUGAUUGUUGAUCAGAGAGGAUCUGGAUCUGGUUCCGGUCUGCAGACUCAGUUUUUACCUCUGAAAUGAUGAAUCAUCCUCAGCUACCAGAACCGGGCCCAACAGAACCCCAGACA